Molecule: messenger RNA, 4274 nt
Organism: Lucilia sericata (common green bottle fly)
Lineage: Eukaryota; Metazoa; Arthropoda; Insecta; Diptera; Calliphoridae
Product: CD109 antigen-like
Cellular component (GO): extracellular region
Molecular function (GO): endopeptidase inhibitor activity
Source: RefSeq, a predicted model, not a curated record
AUGAAACGAACAUUAAGUUCUGCUUUAAUCUUUUUACAAAUUGUUAUAAUUGUAAAUGCAAUCGGUUUUUACUCAAUUGUGGCUCCUGGUACCAUACAGUCUCAGCACAAUUAUUCAGUAAGUGUCACUCUACAUGAAAACGCGGAACCGGCACUAAUUAAACUAAGCUUAAAAGGACCAUCAUACUAUGAAGAAAAAACUUUCGAUAUUUCACCCUCACAAACAGAGGUCAUAAACUUCGAAAUGCCCAAAUUAAAAGCAGGCAAAUAUCAUUUAGAAUCGGAAGGAAUUAAAGGUUUAAUUUUCAAAAACUCUACUGAAUUGAAUUUUAAAAUUAAAGAACCCAAAAUUUAUAUACAAACUGACAAAGCGGUUUACAAGCCCGGAGAUUUAGUGCAAUAUCGCAUUAUUGCUUUGGAUGAAAAUAUAAGACCAGCAAAAUUGGAACAUUCACUGAGAUUAAGCUUUAAAGAUGGCGCCGGCAACUUUGUUAAACAAGUCAAUGAUAUAACAUUAACUAAAGGUGUCUAUGCCGGACAAUUUCAAUUAUCAGAGCAACCGGUUAUGGGCGACUGGUUAUUGGAAAUAAUUCAGCGGCCCAAUGAUGAUGAUACAAAAACUGAAAAGAAAUUUGAAGUGGCCAAAUAUGUUUUGCCCAAAUUCAGUGUCGAUAUAGAGACCAAUAAAAAUAAUGCUAUACAAGAUACCCUGAAAAUAACUAUACGUUCCAAGUACACCUAUGGUAAACCGGUUAAAGGCCAAGCUACCAUUACAGUAGACGCCUUCAAUGGUAGAAGUAAGACUGAGAAAACCAUUGAUGUAGAUGGCAAGGGUUAUGUGGAAUUUGAUUCGAAAGAAUAUCUUGAUUUAGCAUUGCCUCAAUUAAAUAAUCGGUAUGGCUACUACUACCGCAUACCUCCUGUUAAUAUCUUGGCUGUCAUGACCGAAGAAUAUACGGGUAAUAAACAAAAUAAAACGGUUUCUGUGAAUUUAUAUCGUUCAAGAUAUAAUAUCGAAGUGCCUAAAAUUGUUCAUGAAUAUGUGGUCAAUAAACCAUCUGUACUGAGGGCGUUUGUGAAAAAUCUUGACGGAUCACCCGUUCAGAAUGAAAAACUUGUGGCAAAACUUUCGAUCAGUAGAAAAGGUCAAUACUAUACGGACGGAGUAAUGCCAGUAGCAGCUGACUAUGAGUUCAUUAGCGAACUGGAUAGAAGUGGUUCGGCAAUAUUUAAUGUUACUAUACCUUCGGCCGGUUAUUACUACUAUGUAAAAAUUACUUAUGCAGAUCAAGUUAGGUAUCUUCCCACUUUGGUGGUUAAAGACAAAGAAAGUGAGAAGGGAAAUAAAAAUGAAGAUAUUGAAGAAGACGUAGGAUCUUUAAAGUUGGUGAAGAAGUCUGAAAAGUUUCAACUUGACCAAGAUAUUGUCGUGGAAGUUAAAUCUAACAAUAUUCCCUACUAUAUUUACGCAAUUGUUGCUCGUGGCAACAUUAUUAAACAAGAACAUGUUAAAGUUCCCGAAAAUGUCAAAUCGCAUGAAAUUACAAUCAAACCUUUAUUCGAAAUGGUACCCGAAUCUCAUUUAUAUGUGUAUUUCAUACUUGAUGGUGAAUUGAAAUUUCAUGAAAUGACACUAAAUUUCCCCAAAGAAUUUCAGAAUAAGAUUGAAAUAACUGCUCUCAAGCAAGCUAGACCCAGUGAAGAGGUCACAUUGAAUAUCAAAACUGAUCCGGAUUCAUUUGUAGCACUAUUGGGAGUUGAUCAAAGCGUACUAUUGUUAAAAUCUGGUAAUGAUUUAGAUUCAAACCAAAUAAUUGACGAUUUAAAUACGUAUGCGACUUCGACUCCUGAAAUCAGAGGCAUAGGCACUUAUCCGGGCAGAACAUCUGGUUUGAUCACCCAAACCAAUGCCAAUUAUCCCUUUUCCACUGCAGAAGCAUUUUACAUUAGUAAUUCUGCAAAAUUUCCUUCAGUUGAAGACUAUACAGAUAAUUUAUUUGUAAGUGAUAGGGUUACUUCGGGAACAAAAAUCGUACAAAAUUUAAAGAUUCGUAAAGAUUUUCCCGAUACAUGGAUUUACGAUAAUAUUAAUAGCACCGAUAAAUACGGCUUGGCUACUCUAACUAAAAAAAUUCCCGAUACCAUUACUUCAUGGGUAGUGACCGGUUUUACUUUGAAUGAUAAAACUGGCUUUGGCAUGGUGACAAAACCUACAAACAUUGAGGUAUUCCAACCUUUCUUUGUGAGCACUAAUUUGCCUUAUUCCGUAAAGCGCGGAGAAGUUAUAUCCAUACCUGUAAUUAUCUUCAAUUACAUGGAUAAAGCUUUAGAUGCUGAAGUUACCAUGGAUAAUACCGAUGACGAGUACGACUUCACUGAGAUAUCUAAUGAAAUUGAAGAAUUAGUUUUGGAGGACAAACAACGUGUUAAAAGAGUAACUGUACCCUCGAAUAGUGGUAAGAGUUUGUCGUUCAUGAUCCGUCCCAAUAAGGUGGGAGAAAUUACGUUGAAAAUUAAGGCUAUAACAACCUUGGCUGGUGAUGCUAUACGCGAGAAACUUAAGGUAGAACCAGAAGGUGUGACUCAAUAUGAAAACCAAGCCAUUUUUAUAACUCCCUCUAAAGAAUCUAUAAAGGAAACGCUUAAGGCUGCUAUACCUAAAGAAGCGGUUUUGGAUUCCGAAUAUUUGGAAUUUUCUGUAAUUGGUGAUAUCUUAGGUCCCACCAUUAAGAAUAUUGAUCAAUUAGUGCGCAAACCCUAUGGCUGUGGUGAACAGAAUAUGGUUAACUUUGUGCCCAAUAUUUUGGUUUUACAUUAUUUGGAUGCUAUAAAACUUAAUAUGGCCAAUGUGGUUGAAAAAGCUAAAAAUUACAUGGAAGUCGGUUAUCAACGUGAAUUGACUUAUAAACAUAAGAAUGGAGCCUACAGUGCUUUCGGCGAGGGCAACAGUGAAUCAAGUAGUUGGCUCACUGCUUAUGUGGCGCGUUCCUUUAUACAGGCUAAAAAAUAUAUUGCCAUUGAUUCAGAUGUCAUUGAUAAAGCAUUACAAUAUGUAGUAGCAAAUCAAUUGGAGAACGGUCAAUUUGAACAGACUGGACGUUUAUUCCAUGCAACUCAUCAAAACGAUGUGGGCUUCACGGCUUUUGCAUUGUUGGCUUUUUUGGAAGACAUGGAAUAUUCGAAUAAAUACAAACCGGAAAUCGAGAAAGGUAUUAAGUAUUUGGUCGAUAAUAUGGACAAGGAAAACGAUACAUAUGCCCUUGCCCUAACAUUAUUGGUUUUAAAGAAAGUUCAACAUCCUAAUGCUGACAAACUUAUGGAAAAAGUAGAAAAAUUGGCGCAUUAUAAUAAUAGUCGUACAUGGUGGACAAAAUCAGCAAAAAAUCGUAAUAAUGAUAUAGAAAUUACGGCGUAUAUAUUGGAAGCAUAUGUAUACACCGAACCACCUGGAAAAGUAUUACCCAUUGUUAAAUGGUUGGUAGGUAAUCGUAAUAAUUUAGGCGGUUUUGAUACAACAUUAGAUACAGUUGUGGGUCUACAAGCUCUAAUUAAAUUUGCUGAAAAGUAUGUUGGAGGCGAAGAUAUUAAAAUGACGAUUAAUUUCAAGGCCCAAGAUGCAGAGGGAAAAGAAACCACUAAGGGUAGUUUUAGGGUGGAUAAGGAGAAUUCAAUGAUUUUGCAGACUCAUGUGCUCCCCAAAUCUUCCCGUCAAAUAAUAUUUGAAGUCGAUGGUAAAGGUUCAUCACUGGUUCAGUUAUCUUAUCGCUACAAUUUAGCUAUCAAAGAUGACAAACCUAGUUUCAGCAUUAAGCACGCAAUUCAACCAACCGAUUAUCCCAAUCUAUUACAAAUGGAUGUUUGUGCUGAUUUUGUUCCCGGUAACAAUAGUGGCAUAAAAGAAUCUAAUAUGGCAAUUAUGGAAAUAUAUUUACCAUCUGGUUUUAAUGCCGAUACUGAUAAAUUCGAUGAAAUACGUCAAGCCAAACGAGUACAACGUGUUGAAACUAAGAAUACCGAUACAGCUAUUAUUAUCUACUUUGAUUUCCUUACGACUGGUGAAGAGGUAUGCUUCAAAGUUAAUGCCGAAAAGAACCAUGCCGUGGCCAAACAAAAGCCCGCAGCCAUCACCAUGUAUGAUUACUAUAAUGCUGAUAAACGGGCCACUGUUUACUAUGAAAUUAAGUCAUCGUUGUGCGAUAUUUGCGAAGAGGCUGAAUGUGGCAAAAUUUGUGAAAUUAAAGCAGCAAAAUAAUUGAAAAUUUUACUUUACUUUCA